AGUUGCUCGCUUUAUGGACGCUCAUCACGCUGGACAUUACCGCCUCUACAACCUGUGCUCAGAGCGACACUACGAUGUUUCACUCUUCCAUGGUCGAGUGGAACGUUUCCUCAUUGAUGACCAUAACGUUCCUCCCCUCGUGGAUAUGGUCAAAUUCAGUGCCAGUGUACGUGACUGGAUGAAUCAGGAUGAGAAAAAUGUGAUAGCCGUCCACUGUAAAGGUGGCAAGGGGCGGACUGGGACCAUGAUCUGUGUCUUUCUUAUUGAUCUUGGGAUAUUCCGUGAUGCUGAACAUUGUCUUGGUUACUUUGGGGAUCGUCGUACAGACAAGAAUGUAGCUUCCAAGUUCCAAGGAGUAGAAACUCCCAGUCAGAGUCGGUAUGUUGGCUACUAUGAACACGUGGUUCGUGCUGGUGGGCGCCUUCCUCCGGAGACACCCUUGAUUAUCACCAGGAUAACUUUACAUGGGAUGCAUUCUGUGGGUGCUGGUGAUGGCUCUGAAUUCUACUUCACCGUUCAGAGCCGCUGCCACACCAUACCCUUCCAGGCUAAUAUUGCUACUCAAAGAAACUGUACGGUGAUAGUAGAGAAGAUCAAUGCUGUAGUGCACAUCCAGUUGGUCAACGCUCCAGUUAUACGUGGUGACACAAGAAUUAUGUUCUUCACAGAUAGUGUAAGUGCAUUAUUUAAAGUUAUAUUUUUUUAACACUUUGGCAGUCCC
Molecule: messenger RNA, 721 nt
Organism: Cherax quadricarinatus
Lineage: Eukaryota; Metazoa; Arthropoda; Malacostraca; Decapoda; Parastacidae
Source: RefSeq, a predicted model, not a curated record